CCCGUUGAUUCGUUCGAGAAUGCUCCGGCAGGCGAACAAGUGGACGCGCACCUCCUCCCCUGCCAAAUCUCUCAUACCGGCCCAGCGAAUAUCUCCACAUACUUCUCCGUAUCAACAAACGCGGAUGCCGUCCCAAUCAGCACUUUUCGGGGCCGCGAACUCCAUGGUACGGAACUAAACCUGCCCGCGGGGUGGGUCGGACACGCUUACGCUCCCUCCACCACAUUCGUCCCUCCACCACCCUCCGACCGACUCUACGAAGACGAAGACGAAGAAGCAGAAGAGCAGACAGAGGAAGAGGUAGCGUGGCAAUCAACAGCUCAGUUUAAGGAUGUUAUGAUUUGGGGCUGGGGCGAGCAACCAAGAGCGGAGAAAGAUGUUUGGGUCAAGGGCGUGGAAGAGUGGAUCGGGGUUGCGGGGGUGGUG
Molecule: messenger RNA, 426 nt
Organism: Saitoella complicata NRRL Y-17804
Lineage: Eukaryota; Fungi; Ascomycota; Saitoellomycetes; Saitoellales; Saitoellaceae
Product: ribonuclease H1 small subunit
Exons: 1
Biological process (GO): RNA catabolic process
Cellular component (GO): ribonuclease H2 complex
Source: RefSeq, a predicted model, not a curated record